AUGCAUCAACCUUUGGGCUUUAAGGAUCCAAAUCUUCCUCAUCAUGUCUGCCGUCUGCGAAAAUCUUUGUAUGGGCUCAAGCAAGCUCCAAGAGCGUGGUACAAACGAUUUGCAGAUUAUGUAUAUUCUAUCAGAUUCUCUCAAAGCAAGUCAGACAACUCUCUUUUCAUCUACCGGAAAGAUACACACAUGGCCUAUCUUCUUCUUUAUGUGGACGACAUCAUUCUCACUACGUCUUCUGAUAAUCUUCGCCAGUCUAUAAUAUCACGACUCAGCUCUGAAUUUGCUAUGAAAGACUUGGGACCACUAAAUUAUUUUUUGGGUAUUGCAGUUACUCGACAUGAUGGUGGUCUGUUCUUAUCUCAAAAAAAGUAUGCAGAUGAAAUUCUUGAGCGAGCAGGUAUGUCAUCAUGCAAAUCAUGUCCCACUCCGAUUGACACUAAACUGAAGCUUAGCGCCAAGACUAGCACUCCCUAUGAAGACCCAUCAUUAUACCGUAGCCUUUCCGGUGCUCUCCAAUACCUCACUUUCACGAGACCCGACAUCACAUAUGCGGUACAACAGAUAUGUCUUUUUAUGCAUGACCCCAUGGACGAUCACAUGCACUCUCUUCGAUGCAUUUUGCGUUACAUUCUGGGAACCAGUCACUAUGGUUUACAUCUCUAUCCAUCAUCCACUACAUCGUUGGUCUCUUACAUAGAUGCUAAUUGGGGAGGAUGUCCCGACACUAGAUGCUCUACCUCAGGAUAUUGUGUUUUUCUUGGAGACAACUUACUAUCAUGGUCGUCCAAAUGUCAACCCACAUUGUCUCGAUCCAGUGCUGAAGCUGAAUAUCGUGGAGCUGCCAAUGUCGUCUAUGAGUCAUGUUGGUUACAUAACCUACUUCUCAAACUACAUUGUCCGAUACACAAAGCUAUUAUGGUGUACUGUGACAACAUUAGUGCCAUAUAUCUUUCUGGUAAUCCUGUUCAACAUCAACGUACAAAACACAUUGAGAUGGAUAUUCACUUUGUACGUGAAAAAGUAGCUCGUGGAUAG
Molecule: messenger RNA, 1038 nt
Organism: Lathyrus oleraceus (garden pea)
Lineage: Eukaryota; Viridiplantae; Streptophyta; Magnoliopsida; Fabales; Fabaceae
Exons: 1
Coding region: 1-1038 (345 amino acids)
Source: RefSeq, a predicted model, not a curated record